This is a messenger RNA of Galeopterus variegatus (Sunda flying lemur), 3253 nucleotides long. RefSeq names its product IQ motif containing with AAA domain 1 (gene DRC11). The coding region runs from base 272 to 2758 and encodes 828 amino acids. NCBI's taxonomy places the organism in Eukaryota, Metazoa, Chordata, Mammalia, Dermoptera, Cynocephalidae. Gene Ontology annotation, molecular function: ATP hydrolysis activity; ATP binding. The record is from RefSeq and is a predicted model, not a curated record. The transcript has 20 exons.
CCGAGGAAGGUUCCGGAGUGUCGGGGUCGCGACGGGAACCACCAAAGCCCACACUGUGUGCCUCGCACCCCGGGCUGGUGGAGCGCCCCCGGCUGCCUUCUUUUCCGGCUCGAAGUGAGAGGCUAUCCCUGGUCCCCGACCUUCCCUCCGGAAGGACUCCCCCAACCCUGGGGCGCUCCUGGCGGUGUCGUGACUCCUGCGGCCGGCCACCCUUCGGAGGGCGACGGAAGAGCUUCCCGGCGGGCGAGGGAAAGAGGGAAAGUAGCCAGUCAUGUCGAACGCAAUGUAUAAUAAGAUGUGGCAUCAGACCCAAGAAGCCCUCAAUUAUGUGCUUGAUAAAGAGUCUCAGAAGAUGAUAGAACCACAAAGAAAUCAAGUUUUCAUCUUCCAAAUGUUAGCCACCUUCUACAUAAAAUAUGUGCAGAUCUUCAAAGACAUGGAGAAUGUGUAUGACCAGAUAGUCCAUCCACAGAAACGAAUCCUGAUCCGGAAAAUAUUGGAUGCAGUGAUGGGCCGCAUCCUGGAACUGAAGAAUGAGAUGGUUGAAUUGGAAUUAACCGAGUUUCAUUACUUUGAUGAUAUCUUACAGGAUCUAAAGUUGGUUCCCCAACAGUUAGAUAUUCCCAUACCCAAGUACUUUUUGAAAGAGAAGUUGGAAGUAAUAAAAGGAAGAGAGAAAAUCCUUGCUCAAAUUUUAGCCGAAAGUGGAUUAGAUACAGCUAAAGUGAAGUACUCUAUAAAGGGUAUUCCUUUUGAAGAGGCCAUUAAAUUAAUCCAGGUUGCUGAGAGGGCACGGCAAGGUCGCCUGAGAGCCUUGUUCAUGAAGCAAAUCUAUCUUCGAGAAUACAGAGCAAAGCAAGCCAAGAUAUUUGGCGAAAAAUUCGCAGAUGCUGGGGCUGCUGCACUAUGUAUUCAGAAGGUUUGGAGACGUUUCUAUCAAUGUAGGAAAACUGGAAGACAGAGAGAAGAGGAGAUGAUAUUCCUGGGUAUGAGUCCACCUCCUCUCUUUAAUGAAGUCAGUGCCACGAUAAUGCAGGCUGAGAAGGUGAACUUACUGCGCAACGAGGUGCAGACAAAGCACGAAGAGGACUACAAGGAAGCCAUGGUUAUAAUCAAGGACGACCUGAAGUUGAUAGAAGGUCCAGACAUCAGGGAGACCCUUCAGGACCAGAUCUGGCACUGGUUCAUUGAGUGCAGGAAUUUAACUGGCACAUUUCCUGAGUACCCUGAAGUAGAAGAAGGUGGUUCAGCUAUUAUUUUUACUAACAAGACCCCACAACAGGUUAUUGAGGAUAUCAUUGCAAACCAAGAAGAAGAGGAAAAAAACAGAAAGAAGAAAAAGGGAAAGAAACCCAAGAAAGCCAAAAAAAAGAAGCAAAAUAAAAAAGCAAAAGAUAAGGAAGAAGAUGAGGAGUGGAAAAUGUCACCAAGUGUUUUCCUUCGCACAAUGGAAGAAGGAAAUAACUCAUACAAAGACAUGUGGAAGAAUAAAGAUGAAUCUUGGAAUUUCUCUCAAGACUAUGAUCCAGACCUGGUCAAAGAGGAGAAACGUAAAGAAUUAGAGUCAGAGAUAAGGCUGCAGGUGGAUGAGUUGAUGAGACAGGAACUAAAAAACUUAAAACUAGCUGUGGACAGAGAAAAGGAAUACCCGGUCAGAGCAGGAAAGAAGAGAGGGAAGAAGAAAAAUAAAGGGAAGAAGAAAGGGAAAAAGGGGAAGAAGGAUAAAGAUCUGACAGCUGACAGGACCAUCGAGUCCCUGUAUAAGGAGCUGGUGCAGGAAGGGUUGCUGAUCCGGGCUCUGACAGUCAACCUCUCUGAUUACAUUGGUGAGUACAACUACCUGGGGACCACUCUUCGCCAGCUAUCCAUAGAACCCAUGCCUUCCCUCCUGGAUGUCAGACAGCUCAUCACAUUGUACGGGAUCUUGCCAUUAGGUUCUGCAGCAGUGCAUGAGAAAGCUCCUUUGGUGAAGUCGCUGCUGUUGGUUGGGCCGUCUGGGGUAGGGAAGGAAAUGCUAGUCCAUGCCAUCUGCACAGAAACGGGAGCCAACCUAUUCAACUUGUCCCCAUCCAACAUUGCUGGGAAAUACCCUGGCAAAAAUGGCCUCGAAAUGAUGCUGCAUGUCGUCUUCAAGGUGGCUCGACAGCUCCAGCCCUCCGUGUUGUGGAUCCAAGACACAGAAAAAACCUUCUACAAAAAAGUUCCCAACACUGAGAAGCUGAAUGAACCUAAACGCCUAAAAAAACAGCUUCCCAAAAUCCUGAAACUCCUGAAACCAGAUGAUAGGAUUCUGAUUGUGGGGACAACUCAGCGUCCUUUCGAUGCUGAACUUCAGUCGUUUUGCAGAGUUUACCAAAAAAUUAUUUUGAUUCCCAGACCAGACUAUGCUUCCAGAUACGUUUUGUGGAAACAAAUCAUUCAGCGCAACGGAGGAGUCCUUACUAAUGCCUUGAACGUCAGUUGCCUGGCCAAGGUCACUGAUGGCUUCACCCAAGGACACAUUGUGGAAGUGGUGAAAGAUGUGCUCACAGACCAGAGGCUCUGGCAGCAGGGUCGUAAGCCACUCACCGCAGGCGAGUUUAUUGCAGUGAUGAGCAGCAUGAAUCCGGUGUAUCAAGAGGAGGAAGAGAGCUUUAAGAACUGGUAUGCCAAAACCCCUAUGGGUAGAAAGCGAGCCUUGGCAUUAACGGGAGGUGGCACAGAAAAGAAUAAAGGGAAGAAAGAAAAGAAAGGGAAGAAAGAGAAAAAGAAAAAGUAAUGGCUUUCUGAGGAGCCGGCCUUGAGUCUCUCUCUGAGAUGGAGACAGCCCAACCCUCCAGAGAGGCGACUCCCCAUCGCCCGGCAGAAGCAGCCCCGGGAGGAGACACUGACCGUGCAGCAGGGCCUGGCGCCGCGGCUCGCUGACCACUGCCUGUGCUCGGUGAGGCCCGUGGCAGGCGGGACACCAAGCGAGGGGUCCGAAAUAAUUGUUGCUAUAGCUGGUAAUUGUUCUUAAUCUAUGUAAAGCUUGUAUCUAACAGAAAUUUACUCUUCACCCACUCCCCAGUCUUACAUCAGUCCUAUUUGUCAAAUUUAAAAUUUGAUAGUUACAGAAUAUUCACAUUUGAUAGAUGAGCCAUGAGUAUAUCGUCAGUACACUAACUUUGUGUUAAUCCAUACACACCGUAUAUUAGCUUGCACAUAUUUUGAUAAAUUAGUUCUUUGCUCUAGUAGUGUAUAUAUUACGUAAUGGAAUAAAGCUGUUGUUCUGGAA